AUGCAUUUUGUGAUAUAUUGUCGUAUUCGAACACUCUUUCUCUGGUCAUUUCUCAUAUUUGUUCUACUAGUAGGCUAUAUUGUUUGGCCAUGGUUUCAUGCUGCAUUAAUAUGGAAUAAAAGUACUAUUGAUUUUCCAAUAGUAUCACCAUUAAAUAAGCCCCUAGUAAAUGUUCCAGCUAUAAUUCAUCAAACAUAUCGUAAUGUUCAUGGAAUACCAUCAAGUUGGAAAAAAGCAUCACAAACAUGUCAAGAUUUGCAUCCUACCUAUGAAUAUCGUUUAUGGACAGAUGCGGAUGCUCGUCGUUUAAUUGAAAAAGAAUUUCCAUGUUUAUUAUCAACAUUUGAUUCAUAUCCAUAUGAUAUACAACGUGCUGAUGUUAUUCGUCUGAUUGUUUUAUACGUUUAUGGUGGAAUUUAUUUAGAUUUAGAUAUUAUUUGUUUACAAUCACUAGAUCAAUUACGCACAUUUGAAUUUGUUAUACCAAAAACAAUGCCUGUUGGAUUGUCAAAUGAUUUUAUAGUUGCUCAACCAAGACAUCCAUUUUUAUUACAAAUUUUAAAUAAUUUACCAAAAUAUAAUAGAAAUUAUUUUACAAAAUAUUCAACAGUUAUGUUUUCAACUGGUCCAAUGUUUCUUACACAACAAGCAUCAUCUUACUCAAAUCGUUCGUCUAUAGAUGUUCUUUCUCAAGAAUUAUACGGAAAAUAUGUUCAUAAUUCUACACGGUCACUUUUCAGACAUUUGAAAGCUUCAUCUUGGCAUGGUAAUGAUGCGGCAGCUAUCAAAUGGAUCUAUCGUCAACGUAUAGCUUGUUUUGCAGUGUUGUUCACUUUAAUUGUUAUGACCUUUGCCCUUAUCAGCAUCGUCCAAUAUCGUCUUACAAUUAUAAAGCUUUUUCGAAAAGAUCCUUCAAUAGUAAAAUCAAAAUUAAGAAAACAAUCAUUUACAUAUGAUAAGAUUGAUCCGACUACUUUGUUGUAA
This is a messenger RNA of Adineta steineri, 984 nucleotides long. The record is from the annotation of a GenBank genome assembly. Lineage: Eukaryota; Metazoa; Rotifera; Eurotatoria; Adinetida; Adinetidae.